AUGUCUUCUACCACCGCCGCCGCCGCCACCACCAUCGAGCGGUCUGCUCGACUCCUCAGGGAAGCCCGUGAGAUGGCGGUCGGCCUGCAACCAAUGCCAUGCAGCAAAGGUAAACAACACCUAGACCCCGGCGAGAGAACUGGCUGCUCUAGGUGUAGCAAUCUGCAGUAUGAGUGUGUCUAUGCAGUGUCUAGAGUCGGGAAGGUACCAGGAAUCCGGGCUCGGGCAAAUAAGCAAUCCCGGACGAACCCAGCGGAGAAGACUGCACCAACUCCACGGUCUGAAUCCGCCGUCUUGCAGCAACAGGACGCCGACGCCGACGCAGACACUCAGACCACCACCAUCACCACCACGACGGCCACCGAGCCUGACGAGCCUCAUCCUACUCUCGAAUUCGGUGACAAACCAAACGGGGCUGAUGCUGGUCAAUGCUUUGACGCGAACACCCCCAAAUCCCCUGUCGGCAUAUAUGCGGACUGGACCAAUCCUUCAGCAGAUCAGUCUCCCAAUCCGUUUGAUUCUGCAGAUCUUUUCAUUCUACCCAGUCAGUUGAUGUCUUCAGAGCACGACCCUAGUCGGUCAUCCCGGUGCCACAGUCAGGCUGCGGGAGUCUCUCAUAUCCAAAGCCCAGCCCAUGCUACCCCUUUCUUGGAUGCUGGAAUGCUUCCUCUCGACCUUCCAGAUCUUCCAGACAUGGAUCUACCGGAUUUGGAUCUCCACAUCCAUGACUUUCACCCGAUGGAUCUCCCCAUGUGUUCAUUGGAGACUCCUGCUGCCACCCCAGCUACACCAUCCACUAAGAAGAGACGCUCUGUCCACCUCGAUCCUUCACGGUCUUACCCGAGCCGUUCCGCAUCCCAGUAUACUGAAAAUGUAUCUGUGAUGGAAUGUGAUGGUGACUUCUCUACCAAUGGGCGGCGCCAUCAACAACAAUACAACUAUCGAAGCUGGACUAUCCUAAGCUGUAACCGAAUAGUGGAGUUUCUAGAACACCACAUCCAAAGAGGUGUCAUCGCGCUGGACGUGGUCAUGCACACCAACAAAGUCACACUUGCAGAAAUCUCACGGCUCCUGAGCCAAGGCGCACAUAAGGAGCGAUCCAAUUGCGCCAUGUUACUUCUCAUUGCCAUUGAGCAGAUUGUCACCCUUUUCGAACGCAGUGUAGGGCAGGACCCUUCAGAGAGCGAUCGUGCCAGUAUUAUUAGCAGCAUGGGAGGCCUCACUAACAUCGGUGCAUGUAAAUCCCUAUCGCGGGGCAACACCAGUGGCAAUGUCCUGCCCAAUCUUCGGUUCGGGUCAUUUCAAAUCAGCCAGGAUGAACAGCUAGAACUUCGGUCUUAUUUGCUCCAGCGUGAGCUGCAGCGGUGUCUUCAGGUUCUCAACACUCUCCGGGAUUCCAUCACUCUAGAGCCCAACCCAUGCAUAAAGCUAGAGGAGCGCGUGGGCAAGUUAUCUUCCACCAUCUAA
Messenger RNA from Nannizzia gypsea CBS 118893, 1467 nucleotides. RefSeq lists its product as hypothetical. The record is from RefSeq and is a predicted model, not a curated record. Lineage: Eukaryota; Fungi; Ascomycota; Eurotiomycetes; Onygenales; Arthrodermataceae. Bases 1 to 1467 code for a protein of 488 amino acids. The transcript is spliced from 3 exons.